Messenger RNA from Ilex paraguariensis (yerba mate), 444 nucleotides. NCBI's taxonomy places the organism in Eukaryota, Viridiplantae, Streptophyta, Magnoliopsida, Aquifoliales, Aquifoliaceae. The record is from the annotation of a GenBank genome assembly.
AUGUCUCACUUCCACCUUAUUCUUGAGCGUGAAAUUAAUACAAACACCUGGUGCGCUAACAACGAUUCGUUGGACUCUCAAAUUGACGUGUUCUUUGCGAGUGUGUACACUCUAAGUGAUGACAGAUGGGCUGUGAUGCGCCGGCUUCAAACGUCGGCGUGUGACUGGACCUCGGCAGUUUCAUUGCUGAGGGAGUUGUUGAGUCUGAUAGGUGAGGGAAAGAAGGAAGAGUUGGAGUUACAAAGGGAAGUAGAGGAGGAAAUGGAGGUUGGUUUGGGAAUUGAGGAUUAUAUUCCUCCUGGGAAAGCUAAUAAACCAUUUUGGGCUCGCGGAGUGGACAUGCUUGGGUACUCUUUGAAUUCUUUGAGGUUGGCAAACUUGAAUUUCAAGGGCAUUGACGCCCAGAUCAUCACAAGUAGUGAAGCUACAGCUGAAUUCGGAUGA